CGCUGCAGUCACAUGACCAGAAAAACAGCGGAAGGACGGAGCUCAGCCGACGAGAGAAGAUCGUUGGUUUGAACUCCGAGUCCAGCCUGAAGUGAAACCAUCCAGGAUUUAGUCCUUACCUGAGCUGCUGCAGGAUCAGUUGCAGCCGUCAGGAUGCAGAGCACCACCAACUACCUGUGGCUGAUCUCAGACCUGCUGGGUCAGGGAGCGACAGCCAAUGUUUACCGAGGACGGCACAAGAAAACCGGCGACCUGUACGCCGUCAAGGUGUUCAACAACCUGAGUUUCCUCCGACCGCUGGACGUCCAGAUGAGAGAGUUCGAGGUUCUGAAGAAACUGAACCAUAAGAACAUCGUCAAGCUGUUUGCCGUGGAGGAGGAGACCAACACCCGUCAUAAGGUCCUGGUGAUGGAGUACUGUCCCUGCGGCAGUCUCUACACCGUCUUAGAGGAGUCCACCAACGCUUACGGACUCCCUGAAGAUGAGUUCCUCAUCGUUCUUCAUGACGUGGUGGCAGGUAUGAACCACCUGAGAGAGUACGGCAUCGUCCACCGGGACAUCAAACCUGGAAACAUCAUGAGAGUGAUCGGAGAGGACGGCCGCUCCGUCUACAAGUUGACAGACUUCGGAGCCGCCCGGGAGCUGGAGGACGACGAGCAGUUUGUGUCCCUGUAUGGAACAGAGGAGUACCUGCACCCAGACAUGUACGAACGCGCCGUACUCCGGAAGGACCACCAGAAGAAGUACGGUGCCACCGUGGACCUGUGGAGCAUCGGCGUGACGUUCUAUCACGCCGCUACUGGCAGCCUGCCCUUCAGGCCGUUCGAGGGGCCACGCAGGAACAAAGAAGUGAUGUAUAAGAUCAUCACGGAGAAGCCAUCCGGGACGAUCUCGGGUCAUCAGAAGUGUGAGAACGGGAAGAUCGAGUGGAGCUCAGAGAUGCCGGUGUCCUGCAGUCUGUCCAAGGGUCUUCAGAGCCUCCUGACUCCAGUUCUCGCCAACAUCCUGGAGGCUGACCAGGAGAAAUGUUGGGGCUUCGAUCAGUUUUUCGCAGAGACCAACGACAUCCUGCACCGGACCGUCAUCUACGUGUUCAGCCUGCAGCAGGCCACGCUGCACCACGUCUACAUCCACGAGUACAACACGGCCGCGCUGUUCCAGGAGCUGCUGAGCCGCAGGACCAGCAUCCCUCUGCACAACCAGGAGCUGCUGUACGAGGGCCGCCGCCUCGCCCUCGACCCCAACCGGCAGGCCAAGACCUUCCCCGAGACGUCCCGAGACAACCCCAUCAUGCUGGUCAGCCGAGACUGCGUGGCCACCGUGGGACUGAUCUUUGAAGACCCGAGUCCUCCUAAAGUUCAGCCUCGCUACGACCUCGACCUGGACGCCAGCUAUGCUAAGACCUUUGCAGGAGACGUGGCUCACUUAUGGACAACCUCCGAGUCUCUGCUGGUCUAUCAGGAACUGGUGCGAAAAGGAGUCCGAGGACUAAUCGAGCUGAUGAAGGAGGACUACAGUGAAAUUCUGCACAAGAAGUCUGAAGUCUUCCGUCUCUGCACGUUCUGCACUCAGACGCUGGAGAAGACCGAGCAGCUGUUCGAGGUUCUGAUGCAGGCCAGCAUGCUGUCGUCAGAGUACGACGAGAUCUCUGACAUGCACAAGAAGGUUCUCAGGAUCUCUGGUUCUCUGGAACCUGUGGAGAGAACGACUCAGGACAUCAAGAAGCACUUCCUGUCUGGAGGCCUGCUGACCGACGGCUGGACUCAGCAAGUUGGAACUCACCCCGACGACAGGAAUGUGGAGAAAAUCAAAGUGCUGCUGGACUCCAUCACCGCCAUCUACCAGCAGUUCAAGAAGGACAAAGCAGAAAGACGUCUGCCGUACAACGAGGAGCAGAUCCACAAGUUUGAUAAGCAGAAGUUGGUUCUUCACGCCAGUAAAGCCCGGUCUCUGUUCACAGAAGAGUGCGCCAUGAAAUACCGUCUCUUCAUCUCGAAGAGCGAGGAGUGGAUGAGGAAGAUUCAUCACGUCAGGAAGCAGCUGCUCAGUGUGUCGGGUCAGCUGAUCAGCAUCGAGAAGGACGUGAUUAUUCUGAUGGAGAGAGCCAUCAAGCUGCAGGAGGCGCUGCCUCAGAAGGUCCUUCCUCUGGUGUCCACGGGCAUGAAGCCUCAGGCCUACCUGAGCCCCAACACGCUGGUGGAGAUGACCCUGGGGAUGAAGAAGCUGAAGGAGGAGAUGGAGGGAGUCGUCAAAGAACUGGCAGAGAACAACCACUUCUUGGAGAGGUUUGGAACUCUGACGUUGGACGGGGGUUUGAGAGGCUGAAGGACGUCCAGAGACUCUGCUGUUUGUACAUAAUGUCUUUCCUCUGUAAAUAAGUUCAGACUGAGGUUCUGCUGCGGCUGGACCUUCAGAACCGCUUCGUCACAUCUCUAAAGAUCCUGCAGCCGGCCUCUGGGCCGGGUCAUGAAGUCCGCAUCCGACACCAGCACCAGAACCUGCUCACGCUUCAACCAGGACCAUGAUGAAGGUUCCUCCAGUGGUUCUCUGGUCUGGAUCUCUGAAGAAGUUCAAACUUUUUUUUCUGUAAAAUUUCAAAUUAAACGGGAGAAGAUUUUUGUUCUGACCGUCCAGCAUCUUUACUCGCUUCUGUCCAUGUCCAGCAGUCACUGA
Nematolebias whitei (Rio pearlfish) is the source of this 2673-nucleotide messenger RNA. It is a transcript of the gene tbk1, whose product is annotated as TANK-binding kinase 1. The coding region runs from base 154 to 2325 and encodes 723 amino acids. The record is from RefSeq and is a predicted model, not a curated record. Lineage: Eukaryota; Metazoa; Chordata; Actinopteri; Cyprinodontiformes; Rivulidae. Gene Ontology annotation, biological process: peptidyl-serine phosphorylation. The transcript has 22 exons. Gene Ontology annotation, cellular component: cytoplasm. Gene Ontology annotation, molecular function: ATP binding; protein binding; protein serine/threonine kinase activity.